Messenger RNA from Liolophura sinensis, 1476 nucleotides. RefSeq names its product serine/arginine-rich splicing factor 7-like. Lineage: Eukaryota; Metazoa; Mollusca; Polyplacophora; Chitonida; Chitonidae. The record is from RefSeq and is a predicted model, not a curated record. Gene Ontology annotation, molecular function: RNA binding; zinc ion binding. The transcript is spliced from 6 exons. Bases 85 to 672 code for a protein of 195 amino acids.
AUCAAACCGAGGCUGGCGUCGCAGGAAAACCCUGUCGAGAGGGAAGGAAAUUUUUGCUAGUCCAAGACAGGAAAUUUCUCCAAGAUGUGUACAAAAGUCUAUGUUGGAAACUUAGCUAAGGAUGCUACAGAAAACGAGUUGGAGAAGGCCUUCAUUAGUUAUGGCCCUCUAAAGAGUGUUUGGGUCGCUCGAAAUCCAGCAGGAUUUGCAUUUGUUGAAUAUGAAGAUUCUCGUGAUGCAGAAGAUGCUGUGCAUGCCUUAGACGGAACAAAUAUUUGUGGUGGUCGUGUUCGAGUAGAGAUGUCAACAGGAAAAUCCAAGCCUAAGCCCUGGCUGCGUGGAGGAGAAAGAAGUCGUGGCCCACCUAGAGGAAGACGUCCAUUCCAUCCUGAAGACCGUUGCUAUGAGUGUGGUGGGCGUGGACACUAUGCCUAUGACUGUCCCCAGCACAGAGGUGGUGGCAGACGAGACAGGCCCCGCAGGUCUUCACGCUAUUCCAGAUCACGGUCUCGAUCCCCACGAAGGAGGAGCUAUUCUCGCAGCCGAAGCAGGAGCCGGAGCCCUGUGCGCACAAGUCGACACAAGUCAUACUCUCGCUCAAGAAGCCACUCCAAAUCUCCAGAAAAACGCCGCAGCUACGGGGAUAAUGGACGGGACAGCGAGGACAGAUAGGCUGGCGAGAUGGUCAGGAGGUGGGAAUCUGCAUUGUGUACGGUCACAAGACGUCCAGGCUCUGUGCAUUGUCACAUAAGAUUAUAAUCGAAAUCUUAAAUGGAUUUUAUUGUCAAGCAUCAUGGAGGGAACAGCGUAUGACAUUAACAUGGUGAUCUGUGAAAUAAGCUGACUAUUGGUCCAGCCUGGCCAAAAACCAUUGUACAUAUACAUGUUUUUGUGUGUCACUCUGUUUAACUCCUUCAUUGAUUAUGCCAUAACUGAAUUUUCACUUGUAUUGACAACUGAUAUACUGGUUUAUGUUCAUAAACUUCGUUUUAUUCAUAAACUUCUUUUAUUUUCCGUUGAUAGAAAUGUAGUUCAGUCGAACAAUCCGUAUCACAGAUUACUACAAACUUUUACCAUGAAUAGGCUACCAUUUUUGUGGUCGAUGACUGCGAUUACAGUGAUCUGAUAGAAGUGCUUUUCAGUGAUAAAACAGGACUUGUGUAUGUCUUUGUCUUGCACAGCGUUUGUGCUCAUUUAAAUCGGAUAAAGGUCACCAGGAUCACUGUCAAGACCUCAUCUGUCCUAUGUGUAAUGUAUAAGAAACUGUCUCACAUUUAUUAGCCCUCUUUGGUUAUAUUAUACUGUUGUAUUUCUGAAUUGAUGCUGUGAAAUCCAGAGAUUAAUUAUGGACUUUUUAACGUUAAAUCUUUCUAAAUUUUCUUCUGUCUGUUAUAAAACCAUAAAUAUGACAGUGUUUGUAUGCCUUCCUUUUGAAAUUGUGUGAAAUAAAUAUGUUCUGAUUCUGGUCUUAUUUUA